Molecule: messenger RNA, 1162 nt
Organism: Phalaenopsis equestris
Lineage: Eukaryota; Viridiplantae; Streptophyta; Magnoliopsida; Asparagales; Orchidaceae
Product: haloacid dehalogenase-like hydrolase domain-containing protein Sgpp
Exons: 5
Coding region: 241-963 (240 amino acids)
Source: RefSeq, a predicted model, not a curated record
GUGGCAGCCGAAAGAGAAGAAGGAACCAGAUUCUGUUCCGUUUUUGACCUGCGUUCUUUCGUUUUGGCUCUUCCCUCACCGUCCGUCAAUUUCUGGUCACGAGACAUGGCGGGUUGCGUUGCAUUUCCACGAGGCUCUUUCAUGAGUCUACAAAUAGGGCUUCUUCCAUCUUCGUCGUCGUCAUAGAUCUUCUUUCCUGCUCAGGUUUUUUUAUCCAUAGGAAGAGAUUAGCACGGGACGAUGUCGGUCUUAAGUAACGGCUACGCAUCGGAGAGAAAAUCUUUAUCAGAGCUCGCUCCACUUGAAUCAAUACUGUUUGAUAUAGAUGGUACACUAUGCGAUUCGGAUCCUAUCCAUUGCCACGCCUUCCGUGAAUUGCUUCUUGAGAUAGGCUACAAUAAUGGGGUUCCCAUUACAGAGGAUUUCUUUGUUGAGAAAAUUAGUGGCAAGCACAAUGAUGAUAUUGGGAGAACCUUAUUCCCAGAUUGGGAUGCCGAAAAGGCAGCAAAGUUCUUAGACGACAAGGAAGCCUUGUUUCGAAGGCUUGUUCCGCAGCAGUUAAAGGCGGUAACCGGACUCCAUAAAUUAUGCAAAUGGACGAAGGAUCGCGGGCUUAAACGAGCAGCAGUGACUAAUGCUCCCAGGCCCAAUGCCGAACUCAUGAUCUCAACUCUUGGACUCAAUGACUUCUUCCAUGUUCUGGUGGUUGGAAGUGAGUGUGAGAGGCCCAAACCAUUCCCAGAUCCUUAUUUGAAAGCUCUCAAGGACCUCGACGCAUCGCCUGAACACACCGUCGUCUUCGAGGAUUCAGUAGCAGGGAUUAAAGCUGGCGUGGCUGCUGGGUUGGCUGUAGUUGGUGUGGCAACAAGAAACCCAGAGCAGUCGCUGAUGGAUGCUGGAGCUUCUCUGCUCAUUAAAGAUUAUGAAGAUCCCAAGCUUUGGUCAGCAUUGGAAGACCUUUAAAUUUUAAAUUUAAUCUUUAUUUACCCUUUUGUUUUUCUCAUAUUGAAUCAAGUCAUGUUAUAUGGGGGAAUAUUUCUUACUUCAAUGGUCUUCAACCAUAUUCUUUAUUAAUAAUUAAAAAAAUAUAUAUAUUAAAUAGCUUGGCCAAGUACUAAAAUAUGAAGUUUGAGGGCAUUCAUUUAACUUAUUUCUUUUGUCC